GUGAGAGUAAGGGAUGGGAGUGCACUUUGAUUCCAGGAGUUUUUCAUAACAAAGACACCACAUUUUUUUGAUGGAAAUGUAUGCUUCCCAUUGGAGGAUUACUUCAUACUGACAGAGGUUAUUUUAUGAGUCUCAUUCUCAGGAAAGACUGAUUUGCUAACAUACUGGUCUCUCCAAUGUCAUAGUCACCUUCAUUAUUUGUGAUGACUUCCUGCCUCUCAGAGCUCUUAGUCAUGCUGGGGAGAAACAGCACUCUGGUGAGUGAGUUCAUCCUGGUGGGCUUCCCCACCGCCCCCUGGCUGCAGGUCCUGCUCUUCUCCCUCUUCCUGGUGGUCUACUUGCUGGUGGUAGUAGAGAAUCUUGCCAUCAUGCUCACUGUCUGGGUCACUGGCUCCCUCCAUAAGCCCAUGUACUAUUUCCUGAGUAGCCUGUCCUUCCUGGAGGUCUGGUAUGUCUCUGUUACCGUCCCCAAGAUGCUGGAUGGAUUCCUCCUGCAGAGACGGCGCAUCUCCUUCACAGGCUGCAUGACCCAGCUGUACUUCUUUAUCUCGCUCGCCUGCACGGAGUGUGUACUUCUGGCAGCCAUGGCCUAUGACCGCUAUGUGGCCAUCUGCCACCCUCUCAGAUACCCGGUCAUCAUGACCACAGGUCAUUGUGUGCAGCUGGUGGCUUUUUCCUAUAUGACUGGUUUCAUGAUCACUGUGAUCAAGGUCUAUUUUAUUUCACAUGUCACUUUCUGUGGCUCCAAUGUCAUGAACCACUUUUUCUGUGACAUCUCACCAAUCCUCAAACUGGCCUGCAAAGACAUGUCCACAGCUGAGCUAGUGGACUUUGCUUUGGCUAUUGUCAUUCUUGUCUUCCCUCUCACCACUACCAUCCUCUCCUAUGUCUACAUUGUCUCCACCAUUCUGCAUAUACCCUCCACCCAGGGAAGGAAGAAGGCCUUCUCCACCUGUGCAUCCCACCUCACGGUAGUCAUAAUUUAUUACACAGCCAUGAUUUUCAUGUAUGUUCGGCCCAGAGCUAUUGCUUCAUUUAACUCCAACAAACUAAUCUCGGCUGUGUAUGCAGUCCUCACGCCCAUGCUAAAUCCAUUCAUCUACUGUCUGAGGAACCAGGAAGUCAAGAAUGCUAUCAAAAAGACAGUGGGUGUUGGCCAGUGCUUCCUACUCAGCUGA
Molecule: messenger RNA, 1178 nt
Organism: Bubalus bubalis (water buffalo)
Lineage: Eukaryota; Metazoa; Chordata; Mammalia; Artiodactyla; Bovidae
Product: olfactory receptor 6-like
Exons: 1
Coding region: 204-1178 (324 amino acids)
Biological process (GO): G protein-coupled receptor signaling pathway
Cellular component (GO): membrane
Molecular function (GO): G protein-coupled receptor activity; olfactory receptor activity
Source: RefSeq, a predicted model, not a curated record